GGCUCCCCCCCGGGGCGGGGACACGGGCAGGUGGCGGCCCGGGCGGAGGUGACGCUGAUAGCUCACGGGCUCCUGCAGUUGGGCCACGGGCUGAAGCGGACUGUGGAGCGCACACAGGGGCGGGUGCGGGAGCUGUGGCGCCGCCUGGACUCCCACAGCAGCGGUCUGGCGGCGCUGCAGCAGCGGCUCGGCCUCCUGCACGAGCACAGCGCGCGGCGGCGCCGGCUGUGGGCGGGGCUCCGGGCGGCGGCGGCCGAGGCGGAGAGUGUGACGUCGGAGCGCGGUCUCCGGGCGCUGGUGGACAGAGUGCAGCGCCUCGUGCGGCCCCGCACCACCGACCCCGUCACCGCCGUGCGGUCCAUGGCGGAGGCUCAGGGUAGGAGUGUUGAGCAGCUCUUUGCCAGAAUUAAAGAUCAACAAUGGCAGUUGGACAAACAGAGCAUCCAGAUCCAGAUUCUGCAGAGCAAGCUGGGAGAAGGCAAACACAACCUGAACGUGAGUCCCAAAUGGAGAUCCCUUCUCAAGCGGAGAGUGGAGGAGAGCUCGCCCACCCAGAAUAGCAGCAAGGAGCCAGCCAGGCCCCACAAGCUGCCCUCUGACUGUGACCAGGUGUAUCUGGCAGGAGAGCGAGCCAAUGGCGUGUACAGAAUCCAGCCAGGGACAGCACUGCCCUUCCCCGCCUUCUGCCAGAUGACUGCAGAGGGCGGCUGGACAGUUGUGCAGCGCAGAAUGGAUGGCACCGUGAACUUUGACCGACUCUGGCAGGAAUACAGAAACGGCUUUGGCAACUUGAACAGUGAAUUCUGGUUGGGUUUGGAGAAGGUGUGUGCUGUUACUGGCCAGGGAGACCACAUCCUUCGCAUUGAGCUGCAGGACUGGGAUAACCACACGCAGCACAUGGACUAUCCCUUCCACCUGGGCAGCGAGGCCACUCACUACACACUGAGCCUCGGCAGUGCUGUGUCCGGCAGCCUUCGCAUUGCCAUCAGCCCGGCCAGUGGCCUGCGCUUCUCCACCCGCGACCAGGACCACGACCUGAAGCUGGACAGCAGUUGUGCUCAGCACCUGACAGGAGGCUGGUGGUUCAGCAGCUGUGGACAAGCAAACCUGAACGGCAGGUACUUUGCCACCAGGCCACGACAGCGACUCGAGAGGAAGCAAGGAAUAUUCUGGAAGCCCUGGAAAGGUAGAAAUUACUCCCUGAAAGCUACAACAAUGAUGAUUCAUCCAGCGAAGCUCAGCGUGUAAAGACCAGGACUGGAUUCUGGUGGGAGACAGACAUUACUGAGAGCACGUCAGCUGGAGUGCUCAGACUGGGAGCAGUGACUCCAGGCCCCAGUCAAACAAGUAAUAGCUUUAAUGCAACAAAGCAAUGCAAUACUGUUACGCUAUCAGUGCCUUCAUCAUGCAGUGUCAAUGUACUAAUAACUGACGCUAUGCAAGCAUUUCCAAAGGACAAGGUCCCACUGCUACUGAUCCUGCUGAUUCUCCGGAUAACUGGCCUUUACUGCAAUCUAAUAAUUUAAUUCACUGGAAAAGUGUCCCUGGUUUGUAAGAUUGUAUAAAUGCAGUUUCUAACACUGACUGAGAAGUGGGAGCUGUUGGAUGCAGGAGCCAAAGGUUAAACCAUGUUUAAACACACGGACUGUUUAGGCAGAGAUCUGCCUCAAGGAAGCAAAUCCAUUUCUGGGGAAAAUAAGCAUCUCAAGAAGCUGCAGACUGGAAUUUCCAGCCUGUGAACCACUCUCUUAAUGUUUAAGGUCGAGUAGAAUGCUCUUACUUACGUUUUGGAAAUCUGUUCUUUUUAAAUACGUUGUAAACAGGCUUAAAGAUGCCAUGGCCCUACCCAAAGAAAAGGGAGUUUCCCACAGUAACCUGGCCAUCAAUUCUUCUCUUGCCCCUCCAAAGAAAAGUGGUCAUUUCAUCCGUGUUUUUGCUUUAUGCAAAUUGGCUACUGCACAGUCACUACACUUUACAGUAAAUGCUAUGAAUCGCUUUGAGACAGCCAGCAUAAAAAGUGCUAAACCAAAUCCAAGUAUUUCCAAAUUAAGACUGAUUUUAAGAAUUGUUCUCUUCUGUGUGAAGUUAAAUUUCAAGACAAAAUUGUUGUAAAGACGAAGAUGCAAUAGAAUUUUUAGUGAGGGAGGCAGUGUCAUGUACAGUGUGUGGGAGCGCAGGUUAAAGACUUUUAACGGUGGCUUUUACUAGAGAACAUGGCUGCUGGGAGGAGUGACUUAAUUUCCACAUUAGCUAUUUUGGAAAAUUCUUCAAGUCGAUCUUCAUUUGAAAAUUGCUCUGAAAAAGAAACUGGCUUCCAACUUCAGUAUAAAGUGAAUUUAAGAAUUCCAAUAUUUUAUUUUUAAAUGAUAAGAUAUGAUUUUUUAAGCUUAAGGGAUUUGA
Callorhinchus milii (elephant shark) is the source of this 2400-nucleotide messenger RNA. Its product is annotated as angiopoietin-related protein 4. The record is from RefSeq and is a predicted model, not a curated record. Lineage: Eukaryota; Metazoa; Chordata; Chondrichthyes; Chimaeriformes; Callorhinchidae. The transcript is spliced from 7 exons. Gene Ontology annotation, biological process: triglyceride homeostasis. The annotation marks the transcript as partial. Gene Ontology annotation, molecular function: enzyme inhibitor activity.